CGGGCUCUUUGGGCCUGCGCUCCAUCCUCGCUCCCUCGGGGUGCCCUCGGGCUUCCCAGACCAAGCGGUCUGAGGCAGCGACCGGGCAGAAGUGGUUGGUGGCCUAUUUGAUGCUAGCACAGGUUUACCGGGUCCAAGGCAGUAGUGAAAAUGCAUAUUAAGUCAAUCAUUCUGGAGGGCUUCAAGUCCUAUGCACAGAGGACUGAAGUCAAUGGUUUUGACCCCCUCUUCAAUGCUAUCACUGGCUUAAAUGGAAGUGGAAAAUCCAACAUAUUGGACUCUAUUUGCUUCUUACUGGGGAUCUCCAACCUAUCUCAGGUUCGGGCUUCUAAUUUACAAGAUUUAGUGUAUAAGAAUGGACAGGCUGGUAUUACCAAAGCCUCAGUGUCAAUCACUUUUGAUAAUUCAGACAAAAAGCAAAGUCCUUUGGGAUUCGAAGUUCAUGAUGAAAUCACAAUAACAAGACAGGUGGUUAUUGGUGGCAGAAAUAAGUAUUUAAUCAAUGGAGUAAAUGCAAACAACACUCGAGUACAAGACCUCUUCUGUUCUGUUGGCCUUAAUGUUAACAACCCUCACUUUCUUAUUAUGCAGGGUCGAAUUACAAAAGUAUUGAAUAUGAAACCUCCAGAGAUUCUAUCUAUGAUAGAAGAAGCAGCUGGAACCAGAAUGUAUGAAUACAAAAAGAUAGCUGCCCAGAAGACUAUAGAAAAGAAAGAGGCUAAGCUGAAAGAAAUUAAGACGAUACUUGAAGAAGAGAUUACUCCAACCAUUCAAAAAUUAAAAGAGGAAAGAUCAUCCUACUUGGAGUACCAAAAAGUCAUGAGAGAAAUAGAACACCUGAGUCGUUUAUAUAUUGCGUAUCAGUUUUUGCUGGCUGAAGAUACCAAAGACCGCUCAGCUGAGGAGUUAAAAGAAAUGCAAGAUAAAGUUGUGAAACUUCAAGAAGAAUUGUCUGAGAAUGAUAAAAGAAUAAAAGGGCUUACUUAUGAAAUAGAAGAGUUAGAAAAAAGAAAAGAUAAGGAAAUUGGAGGCAUACUCCGCUCUUUAGAAGAUACUCUUGCAGAGGCUCAGCGAGUAAAUACUAAAUCUCAAAGUGCUUUUGAUCUCAAAAAUAAAAAUCUGGAAAGUGAAGUAAACAAACGCAAGGAACUGGAAAAAAAUAUGAUGGAGGACUCUAAAACAUUAGGAGCAAAAGAAAAAGAGGUUAAAAAGAUGUCAGAUGGACUGAGCGCCCUUCGAGAGGCGAGUAGUAAGGACGCUGAAGCCCUGGCUGCUGCCCAGCAGCACUUCAAUGCCGUUUCUGCUGGUCUGUCCAGUAAUGAAGAUGGAGCUGAAGCGACUCUUGCUGGUCAAAUGAUGGCCUGUAAAAAUGAUAUAAGUAAAGCUCAGACAGAAGCCAAACAGGCUCAGAUGAAGUUGAAACAUGCCCAGCAAGAAUUAAUGGCUAAACAGACUGAAGUUAAGAAGAUGGAUAGUGGCUACAGGAAAGAUCAAGAAGCAUUAGAGGCUGUGAAGAAACUUAAAGAAAAACUGGAAGCAGAAAUGAAAAAGCUAAAUUAUGAAGAAAACAGGGAAGAAAACCUUUUGGAAAAGCGUAGACAGCUGUCUCGUGAUAUCAGUAGAUUGAAAGAAACAUAUGAAGCUCUCUUGGCCAGAUUUCCCAAUCUUCGUUUUGCAUACAGGGAUCCGGAGAAGAACUGGAAUAGAAAUUGUGUAAAAGGGCUCGUGGCUUCUCUUGUUAGUGUCAGAGAUACUUCUGCAACCACAGCUUUGGAAUUGGUAGCUGGGGAUCGACUCUACAAUGUUGUCGUGGACACAGAGGUUACUGGCAAAAAACUGUUAGAAAAGGGGGAAUUGAAACGUCGAUAUACUAUAAUUCCACUCAAUAAAAUUUCAGCCAGAUGUAUUGCUCCAGAAACCCUGAGGGUGGCUCAGAAUCUUGUUGGCCCUAAUAAUGUACAUGUGGCUCUUUCUCUGGUGGAAUAUAAACCAGAACUUCAGAAAGCCAUGGAAUUUGUUUUUGGGACAACAUUUGUUUGUGACAACAUGGAUAAUGCCAAAAAAGUGGCUUUUGAUAAAAGGAUAAUGACUAGAACAGUAACUCUUGGAGGUGAUGUAUUUGAUCCCCAUGGGACACUGAGUGGAGGUGCUCGUUCUCAGGCAGCUUCCAUUUUAACCAAAUUCCAGGAACUCAAAGUUGUUCAAGAUGAACUGAAAAGUAAGGAGAGUGAGCUACAUGUGCUAGAAGAGGAAUUAGCAGGUCUUAAAAGCAUUGCUGAGAAGUAUCGCAAACUGAAACAGCAGUGGGAGAUGAAAACUGAGGAGGCAGAUUUAUUACAAACCAAGCUGCAGCAGAGCUCAUAUCAUAAACAGCAAGAAGAGUUAGAUGCCCUUAAGAAAAUCAUUGAGGAAAGUGAGGAGACAUUAAAAAACACCAAAGAAAUUCAAAAAAAAGCAGAAGAAAAAUAUGAAGUACUGGAGAACAAAAUGAAGAAUGCAGAAGCUGAAAGAGAGCGAGAACUGAAGCAUGCUCAGAAAAAACUUGAUAGUGCCAAAACCAAGGCAGAUGCUUCUAGCAAAAAAAUGAAAGAAAAGCAACAGGAAUUUGAAGCUAUCACGCUGGAGUUGGAAGAGCUCAAGAGAGAGCAAGCAUCCUAUGAACAACAGCUUGAAGCUGUAAAUGAAGCUAUCAAAUCCUAUGAAGAUCAGAUUAAAAUAAUGGCAGCUGAAAUUACUAAAAAUAAGGAGUCAGUAAGUAAAGCUCAGGAAGAGGUUACCAAGCAAAAAGAAGUGAUAACAGCCCAGGACAAUGUCAUUAAAGCAAAAUAUGCACAAGUGGCAAAGCAUAAAGAACAAAACAAUGAUUCUCAGCUUAAACUGAAGGAAUUAGACCACAACAUCAGCAAACAUAAACGGGAGGCUGAAGAUGCUGCUGCAAAGGUAUCCAAAAUGUUGAAAGAUUAUGACUGGAUUAAUGCUGAGAAACACCUCUUUGGCCAACCUAAUAGUGCCUAUGAUUUCAAAACUAACAACCCAAAAGAAGCUGGCCAGAGACUUCAAAAAUUGCAAGAAAUGAAGGAAAAGCUAGGAAGAAAUGUCAAUAUGAGAGCCAUGAAUGUACUAACAGAAGCUGAAGAGCGGUAUAAUGACUUGAUGAAGAAGAAGAGAAUUGUAGAAAAUGACAAAUCCAAAAUCCUUGCGACUAUAGAAGACCUUGACCAGAAGAAAAACCAAGCCUUAAAUAUUGCUUGGCAAAAGGUGAACCAGGACUUUGGCUCUAUCUUUUCUACUCUAUUGCCUGGCGCUAAUGCUAUGCUUGCACCACCAGAGGGACAAACAGUUUUGGAUGGUCUAGAGUUCAAGGUUGCCUUAGGAAACACCUGGAAGGACAACCUAACUGAACUUAGUGGUGGUCAGAGGUCUUUAGUGGCCUUGUCAUUAAUAUUGUCUAUGCUCCUCUUCAAACCUGCUCCCAUUUAUAUCCUGGACGAGGUUGAUGCAGCCUUGGACCUUUCUCAUACCCAGAAUAUUGGCCAGAUGCUGCGUACCCAUUUCACACAUUCUCAGUUCAUUGUAGUGUCCCUAAAAGAAGGUAUGUUCAACAACGCAAAUGUACUUUUCAAAACUAAGUUUGUGGAUGGAGUUUCUACAGUUUCCAGAUUUACUCAAUGUCAAAAUGGAAAGAUCCCAAAAGAAACAAAAUCCAAGACAAAAGUGCCCAAAUGAUCACUAGCCAGUGAUUGAGGUACAAAUUUAGCCCUUCACCUGUUUGUAAACAUAAAGCAAACAAAAAAAAGUGCUUUAUCUAAUUUGUUAAUAUAGAAGUAUGGUGUUAUUGUCACUAAAAUCAUAUUUUCAAGGUAUUUUCUUCAUUUAUGCAAUCACUUUUAAAAGAUUCAUUCUUCUUAACUAUGGUCCAAUUAUUGUUGUGAUUUUAUGUGUAUCAUUAAAUGAUUUUUCUUGUAAACAUUUUACAUAUCGGCUUGAAAUACUUGAUCGGUGGUAAAUCCUACAAGUAAAAGCAAGAAUACAGGGAAACAAGUGAGAUGAAAUUAUUGGUCUACUCUUGCUCCUGGGUCCUCUCUGAAUUGACCAAUUGUUGAAUGCUGCAGGGCAAAGGAGUAGCGCUAAGAAAUCUAUUAAUCUUGCAAGGAGGUGUGCAAUCCAAAGUGGCAUAGGCUCUUGUUAUAACCCACACGUUAACAGUUAACCAUGUAUGGGGUGUGAUAGAGCACAUAGGUGUAGACCUGGGGCAAUUCUUCAAAGUCAUUUGAACUUGGAAUAUGGGGGUUGUAACUGAAAAAAUGUUACAAGUUUUAAUUAGUGUAACUCCAAAAGCAAAAAAAUUGUGUAUUUUCUAUUGUUAAUAAGUCAAACAAGAAAGAAUUUCAGCAAUUAUAGCUGGACCCACAAAGGGAAUACAGGGAAAGAUAUUAUGCCUAUACUAAGUUAAUGAGAAGGAACCCUGGUAGUACAGUGGUGACAGGUUGGGCUGUAACCCGCAUGUUUGGCAGUUCAAAACGAGCAGCAGCUCCGCAGGAGAAAGACUUGCCUUGCUAGGUCUCAGAAACCCACAGGAGGUCACUAUGAGUCAGCAUUGACAAUGGCAGAGAGAAGCUAAUUGAGGCUAGCUAAUCUUAGGGGACACAAUGUCAGAAACCAGAUUAGACCCAGUCUUGAACACCAAUGUAUAUUUAAUUUUAAUGAUGUUUAAAUAUCAUGUCUGUAUAUUUAAUGGUUGCUCUCUACUUUAAGAAUUUUUUUAUUACCAUUAGUUAUGCAUAUGAGUUUUUAAGAAUAACUUGGGAGCAGGAGGGUAUAUUGUAUGCUGUUGCUCUCUGCUUCAAGUUAAUCUAAAAUUUCCUAAUACUUCUAAAGUAGAUUUUUGUCAGCUUAUUUGUAUAUUCAAUGAAAGCAAUCUGUUGGUAAAUGAUAAUGUAGGAGUUAACAUACUAAAUCAAAUUUGAUGAUUCUUAUAUGUAUAUAAAUCCAUAACUUGAUCUAUUAAAAGAUCUCAAAAAUGAUUACAACUUUUAUUUUGUGAUUUUCCAUUUCAACAGGGCAAAGCUCCUUUUAAGAUUUAGAUAAUGGAACUUACAUAAGAAUAUUUAAUAUCAUUCUUAGUAUUUCAAGAUACAUCACCCAGAUAGUGUCAUGAGACUGAAUUCUGAAAGCUUUGAUCUGACUAAUCUGACCUUACAAUUAUGUUUUAACCCUAGAAACCUUGGUUUGAGUUACUUAGUAUUAUUGUUUUCCUGUCCCAGACAAAUUCUUAUUCUUACUAGCGUGCAGUUUGUUGUCUAUCAUACAAUGACUGGUUUAACUGAAGUCAUGGGACACAUCAGAAAGUGUUGAAUAUGAAAUAAUUUCUGUCUACAAUAUGAAGAGAUACUUGAGUAUAUAUAGAUUUAUAGGAAUUGUAGUAUCAUAGAUAAUGGGCCUAUGAAAAAUACUUUUUUCCCUUUUAAAUGCAUAGCAAAUUAUUUUCCAAAAGAGUUAUUUCGAUUCAAACUGUUAAAAAUAAAGUUUAGUGUGCUGUUUGAAACAAUCUUGACAGCUUUGGAUGUUAAUUUUUCUGAGGUAAUUAUUAUUUUAAAAAGAGGUACUUGGUUGCCAUUUUAACCCAAUAUUUUAAAAAUAAGUAGUGGUUGAACAUUUUGCCAAGUGUACUAAUUUAUUUUCCUCUGUUAAUGUUUAUUUGUGUGCUUUCCUAAUUUUUUCUUAUAUACAAUUUUACUCUGAUGAAAAUUCUCAAACAUAUAUUAAUGUUUUGUGAGUAAUACUACUUUUUGACUCAAUGGAAAACCUUAAGGGGACAUUCCUUACAUUUGCAAUAUGUACAAAGCAUUUUUCAUGCUUUUUGUAUACCAGACACUUCUCAAUUGCCUGUAUUUUCACAUUUAACCUCUUAACUCAAUAAAGUCAAUACUGUUAUUA
Molecule: messenger RNA, 5937 nt
Organism: Echinops telfairi (small Madagascar hedgehog)
Lineage: Eukaryota; Metazoa; Chordata; Mammalia; Afrosoricida; Tenrecidae
Gene: SMC2
Product: structural maintenance of chromosomes 2
Exons: 25
Coding region: 151-3726 (1191 amino acids)
Biological process (GO): chromosome organization
Cellular component (GO): chromosome
Molecular function (GO): ATP hydrolysis activity; protein binding; ATP binding
Source: RefSeq, a predicted model, not a curated record